UAUGAGGUGGGGUAUUUCAUUGUAUUGUAUUGUAUUUUGUAUUGUAUUGCUCUUGUUUGCAGGAGGAUGCCAGGCCCGACCGGGACUCAGAGCCAUGAGCUUAUUCCUGGAUAUGUAACAUCUCUGUCUUGUGAGUUUGUUUCUGUCUCCACAGGUCCGGCUGACAGGAAGAGAGAGUGGCAGAGAGACAGCCAGCAGAGCCCAGAUGAUGGACGUCCGUCCACUUCUUCUCAAGACUCUCGGAGAGCAAAGGCAAAGGCAGAGGAAGAGGAGAAGCUUCAUUCCCGUGACUGGAGCGGCAUCACCCCAGACCAGAGGACUGUACCGAUACCUGAGAGAAGAGCUGAGGGCAUCUGUGCUUUCUUACGGAGAAUCGGGAAGGCUGUAAAGCUGGACUGCAGUGAGGUCGAUAUACUUGUGUCCACAUAUCCCUCCUGCAAUCCCACGGAUGUCCAGCAGGAUUCAUCCGAGUUUUACUGGGCAACACCAGUGCAUCCGUGUCCAUCUGGAGUCCAGCUGCCGGUUAAUGCCGAUCCGGACGAUCCCGAACACUCAUGCACAUCUGUCCUGGACCCAGAGCCGGCAGUGGCACGAGAUCUAGAGCUGAUGUCUUUCUCAGGAUUGUCCAGUCUCUCUAGUAUCGAGCUGACGCCGGACUCUAUUCAGGACGAUCCUGACGAUGCAUCGUCUGUCCCGGAUUUUGCUGAGAGCCAAACAAAGAAGAAGAAGAAGAAAGAUGUGGGUGCGUUUCUCCGUAGGAAAUGGAGGGCUAUGAUAGCGCCGGCUGUUGAAAAACAAUCAAGAAGGAGGGUGAAGAAAGGCUCAUUCAUCCAACGAACAUGGAAAACUCUAAAGGUUUCCGCUCUUGGUUGUUACGGGGACGACACAGUGGACCCAGAUCCAGCAGAUCUACAGCCACAAAUAUCUGUCCUCUCCAGGGACUUAACCGAGCCAGGUCCAUCUCACCGCGAGAUCAGUUCUGACCAGUUACCCUUCUCAGGUCCAUCUCACCGCGAGAUCAGUUUAGACACGUCACCCUUCUCAAGUCCAUCUGGUUCCCAGUCAAGUUUCUUUUGCUCCGAUUCAUCGUCUGCUCCAUGUCUGACCGAUCUUCUCUCAGAGUUAUCAAUUUUAAUGGGAGAUUACGAGCCUGUUUCCAGUUAAUCCAGUCUCAAGCUGAUCCUGAGCUGAGUUGUAGGGCUGUGCACACGUUUCUUUUCUGUAUUGACUAAGCCUGAAUUGCGGAAGAAUCAUCAAACUGAAGCUGAAAUUGGGCAACCUGAUAUACACGGACACUGUUGGUUGAGGACUAAAUUGGACUUAGUGUGAUUUCAAUUUUCCAUGUUGCUGUUGUUGUUUUUUUUUCUUGAUUGUUUCAAGUCCUUUUGUAUUUUAUUUUCAUUUUUUACAUUUUUUAUUCUGAUUGAAUAUUGUAUUGGUUUCUCUCAUCUUUUCCUAUUUUGUUUCUAAGGUGACGAGAGUUGAAAGGAGAAUUUAAAGGGUAAUUGGGUGAAAGAAUUGUAGCUAGAAUUAGAUUCAAACGUAGCUAAAAUUAGGUCAGACGCGUCUCAAGCCACUGUCGUUACCCACGUGACACCUGACACCUGGAGGGGCGUGAUUGGGAGGAACGGCCCCCCCGACCUGAACCCGAGUGGUGUUCAGUUAUUGGACUUCUGUGCUAGUUACAGUUUGUCCAUAACGAACACCAUGUUCAAGCAUAAGGGUGUCCA
Messenger RNA from Pimephales promelas (fathead minnow), 1730 nucleotides. Lineage: Eukaryota; Metazoa; Chordata; Actinopteri; Cypriniformes; Leuciscidae. The record is from RefSeq and is a predicted model, not a curated record.